Messenger RNA from Orussus abietinus, 1126 nucleotides. Its product is annotated as hydroxysteroid dehydrogenase-like protein 1. The record is from RefSeq and is a predicted model, not a curated record. Bases 110 to 1057 code for a protein of 315 amino acids. The transcript has 4 exons. Gene Ontology annotation, molecular function: oxidoreductase activity. NCBI's taxonomy places the organism in Eukaryota, Metazoa, Arthropoda, Insecta, Hymenoptera, Orussidae. Gene Ontology annotation, cellular component: endoplasmic reticulum.
UCAAGGAUAAGGUAAUUGUCCUUCCGGUGAUAUGACACCAUGAAAAUUGUUUUCUUGAGGGAACGAACGUUAAUGCGAGCUUCUUGUCAACUUUCAGAGCGGCGGCGAAAUGCUCGUCGAAAUUGGCCUCUGGUUGCUGAUUGUAACGAUAUUAAUUUGGGCGGCGAUCGAUCCGAUAACGAGAAUAUGCCAGGGAUUAAUGGAAACGCUGUUACUAGUGUUUCAUUCAAAGCCUGUGGAUGUAAAAGCCAAAUUCGGCGAAUGGGCUGUGGUCACUGGCUCGACGGAUGGUAUAGGUAAAGCAUACGCCAUAGAGUUAGCUUCCAGAGGCGUAAAUUUGGUGCUAAUCAGCAGAAUACUCGAGAAACUUGAGAGAACCAAAUCCGAGAUCUCGCUGCUGCAUCCAGGAAUUCAGAUCAAAGUCAUUGUGGCUGAUUUUAGUAAAGGGCGAGAGCUUUUCCAGGACAUCGAAGAUCAGCUGAAGGAUAUUCAAGUUGGAAUCCUGGUGAAUAAUGUGGGAAAGCAGUACACUUACCCGAUGUAUCUUGGCGAAGUGCCAAAAGACGAACUGUGGGAAAUGAUUAACAUUAACGUAGGCGCGACGACGUUAAUGACAAGAAUCGUUAUCGGGCAGAUGAUGGAGCGUAGAAAGGGAGCCAUAGUUAAUAUUUCCUCCGGGUCCGAACUGCAGCCUCUGCCUCUGAUGACUGUCUACGCUGCGACAAAGAUAUUCAUCCGAAGUUUCUCGGAAGGACUCAGGAGUGAAUAUUCUCCAUUUGGAAUUACGGUCCAGCACCUCGCGCCUCUCUUUGUAAAUACUAAGAUGAACGCAUUUACACAAAGACUGCAGGUAUCUAGUAUUUUCGUACCCGAUGCGACGACGUACGCGAGGAACGCGGUUGCGACACUUGGAAAGAUAAACUCGAGCACAGGAUAUUGGGCGCACAGUAUUCAGCAUUUCUUUGUAACCCUACCUCCGAUCUGGAUUAGAACUAAGAUAGGCAAAGCGAUGAAUCAGGUAUUCAGAGAUGAUUAUCUAAAGCAAAAGAAGAUAUAAGCUGUAACUCCAUGCUCCAUGACAUAAAGAUACGUGAAAAUAUAUUUACAUUUAAGGUGACGUUAAAAA